This is a messenger RNA of Acanthopagrus latus (yellowfin seabream), 3600 nucleotides long. Its product is annotated as poly(ADP-ribose) glycohydrolase. Bases 410 to 2815 code for a protein of 801 amino acids. Lineage: Eukaryota; Metazoa; Chordata; Actinopteri; Spariformes; Sparidae. Gene Ontology annotation, cellular component: cytoplasm; nucleus. Gene Ontology annotation, molecular function: poly(ADP-ribose) glycohydrolase activity. Gene Ontology annotation, biological process: regulation of DNA repair; ATP generation from poly-ADP-D-ribose; nucleotide-sugar metabolic process. The record is from RefSeq and is a predicted model, not a curated record. The transcript is spliced from 17 exons.
UUUAACUUUAAUCAAAGACUAACAUAUUCUCAACUCUCAUUGUGUAUUUUGAAGGUAUUUAUAAUAUAAAGCCGUCACGCUUCAUACAACCCGCUUAAAGUGCUUGUCGGCUACCAGGCUAUUGUUUUGACAACCUGGUGUAGCACAGAGCUAGUUAGCAUGUAAGCUAACGCUAGCUAAUAAACUAUCUUUGGCUGGCAGAUGGUUCUUGACAGUCUCUCAACCUGUCGGACAAAAACUUAGACAUGAGUAAAAGUCUGAAUAAUAUAUAAAUACAGGACAGCAUUUUAGAUAUUUAGCUAGUGGUUAUUGGUGAGAUAACGUUACUUGUCAGUCACAUUGCAACACGGGACAGUUGUGUUUGACUGAAGCACGUCUGUGUGCUGUGUUGAAAUAGAUUGUGUCAUGUAUGGCGGCAUAUCACGCUUUAAGAUUCGCUCACCUCAUCAAGAAAGGAUUGCCCAAUAAACACUGGACAAAACCAAGUAACACCUCAUUCGUGGUGUCAGCUCAAGUUGUAUUAAUGACUGCUCUGACAGACUUUGAACCUUUAGCAAAGAGACUCAGGGUUGAAGUCAGUGCCACAACGUCCCCUUCAUCUUCUCUCAAAGUACCAUCUUCAUUUAUGCAGACCAGAGACAAUGAGACAGUAGAUCAAGAAAGAAGGCAAAACAACACAGGAACAAAGAUGAACAUACGGCCAAAGAGUGGGGCGGAUGGUUUGCAUGGUGUAAAGAAGAAAAGUGUCCGCCAAAGAAAGCAGCAGAAUUUCGAAAAUGCUCUUAAGCGAUGGUUGCUUACGCCUGCCAAUAAAGCAAGCACAGCUGAAGUGUGCCAAACCCAAGAGGAUGUAGAAAUGACUGAAGACGGUGGCUGUCAGAGCAACUCGUUGCAUUCUCUGGACUGCCGAAAGGCUGAAAAACCACCUAUUUCUGACUCUGAUUCUGAUGAAGAAACCCAACCCUUGACACCAGGAGACCUGUAUGAAGAGAAUAAUGUGUCACCAGCUUCCAACGAUGCUGUAGGGAGUGGGCUUAUGGAUACACAGCCUCACAGUUCCUCAGAAAGCUCAGAGGGAUCCAUCAAACAGAACACCAGAAUAACAGACUUCUUCUCAGUGACCCCGUCACCAGGUUUACCUGUGAGACGAGGCAGGCCGGAUACGUUUCCAGAGAAACCAGAUGCAGACAAGGAAACUAUCUCUGCCGAUGUCAAAUGGCUAGGGACGCCAAUUGGUGAGCUAAAGAGAAUGCCUGAAUGUGGCAGACCACUUCCCCCGCUGAAGGACGUUCCUGGCCAGCACACUGUGAUGAUAAGGACAGACCUUCUUCAGAGUGGUAAACCUCCUGUGCCAUAUCCUUCUAUUUUUAACGAUACUUGGGAUGAUGUCCAUGUCAAGAUGCCCUGCUCCACUUCGAACCUGUUUCCUGUUGAAGAUGAGGAAACAAGAGAACUUCAGAAUAAGAGUCGGUGGGAGUUGAUCAAGGAAACUUUAAACAAGGAAUUUACAAAUCAAUCUGACUUGAAGAAUGCGAUAUUGAAAUACAAUGCCUCAAACGCCAAGAAAUGGGACUUCACAGCACUUCAUUUGUACUGCACUAAGGUCCUGGAGCCUGAUGCGGCCGAACAUCUGUUUGGCUCCCUGCUGCCAGACAUGGUGCAAUUAGCACUGAGAGCAUCUGAGCUCUGUACCAAGCCGAUACCCCUCCUCAAGAGAGGCACGACCCACUCCAUCACCAUGUCUCAGGAGCAGGUGGCAUGUCUGCUCGCCAACGCCUUCUUCUGCACCUUUCCCCGACGCAACUCCAGAAAGACCGAAUACUGGAACUACCCGGACAUCAAUUUUUUCAGACUGUUUGAAGGCUCCUCCUCACAGAAGACUGAAAAGCUGAAAACCCUGAUGUGCUAUUUCAAGAGUUUCACUGAGAAAAAACCCAGUGGACUUGUUACAUUCACACGGAAAAGACUGGACAAACCUCUGAACUGGAAAAGCUCACAGACUCUGCUAACAAACCUCCAUAUUACUUGUGAAGGGACCAUUGAGGACAAUGGAUAUGGAAUGCUUCAGGUGGAUUUUGCCAACAAGUUUGUUGGAGGUGGAGUCACCAGUUCUGGUCUAGUUCAAGAGGAAAUCCGCUUCCUGAUCAAUCCUGAGCUUAUUGUUUCUCGCCUCUUCACUGAGGCCCUGGAUCAUAAUGACUGUCUUAUCAUCACAGGUACACAGCAGUACAGUGAAUACUCAGGGUAUUCUCGGACCUAUCAAUGGACUGGCAGCCACCAGGAUGUAACUCCAAGAGAUGACUGGCAGAGGAGAUGCACAGAGAUUGUGGCCAUUGAUGCGCUGCACUUCAAGAAUUUUCUUGAGCAGUUUCACCCAGAGAAAAUCAACCGAGAACUCAACAAGGCAUACUGUGGCUUUGCUCGCCCUGACGAAGAAAAACAAAACCUUGCAGCGGUGGCUACAGGAAACUGGGGGUGUGGUGUUUUCGGGGGCGACACACGUCUGAAAGCUCUGCUCCAGAUGAUGGCAGCUGCUGAGGCGGGCCGAGAUGUGGCUUAUUUCACCUUUGGUGACAGCCAGCUCAUGACAGAUGUCCACAACAUGCACUCAUUCCUCACGCAGAGGAAGAUCAGUGUCGGGGUGGUGUAUGAUCUCCUGGGGCAGUACUACAGCUCAGUGUGCAAGAGCUGCCUCAGUCGGCGCCCUGAUGUCAGCCUCUACUCCUUCAUCUACCAACAGGUCAGCUCCACCCUGGCGCCAGAUGAGUCCGACAGGGGCUCGGCCAGACAACACGUCCCUGCAGACGGCCGUUAAGGUCAGGUGGCUGAUGAGUCACCGCGCCUUAUCGUCAGAAAACGAAACACUUAUCGAAUUAAAUCAUUCUCAGUCUUUAUUUUUAUCUCAGUUUUGGUUGCUAGACAGACUUUUAAUUAACAGUUUUGGAUAUACCAAAUGUGGUCGUCCGCCACUGGCAGCUGAAAAUGAAAAUCCAGCAUGCAGACACAUUUCGAGAACAACCGAACAGCAGAAGGUGAUUAGUUAUGACCCUGUCUGGCGCUGCAGUCCUGGCUGUGUUCAUUUUGCUGCUGCUGGUAAUACGCCAAUGGACUGAGCUUCAAUACGACGCAAUUGUGAUUUUAAUGGUGAAGCAAAGGUUGCCAUCCAUCUUCUGAGUUUGUCAUGUUGCCUUAUUUCACACCCACAUAUAUCCAGCCUAAUUGAAUUGGCUGUCAGAAAUCAAGUUAAAGGAAAGGAAUAACAAGAACAGGGUUUGGAAAGCUUGGAGCGGUCUCAGGAAAAACGGUUUGAUUUAAAGAGCAGCCCAGCUCUUUGGGAAAUAAUCUCUUACGCUCUGCAUUUCAUGUAAAAUUCUAAUUUCAAUCAUGGAUCCAUUUCUUUGAGUUCUUUUCUGUUUCUUUGAGUUCUUUGCUGUAUGUGAUACACAGACCAAAGAACACAGAUGCACUUAAUUUGAUUUGAUGUGUUUGUUUUUUGUAUUUUACAACUGAUUGCAGUGUUAAACUGUUAUUUGUAGGCCUUCUACAGGCUUGAAUUGAAAGAUUGUUUUUCAAAAUAAAAUCAGUUUAAACAAAAAGGAA